UCCCUCAGCAGCCCGCCCUUCGCCAGGGGUGGGGCCGCGGAGCCGUCCCUGCGCCUUUCGGCCCGCGCGGCGCACCGUAGCAGGCAGCCUGCGGCCGGCGGCGCGCGGGGAACGGAGCGGGGAGCGCGGCGGUUGCCAGGGUGCCGCUGCCAUGGCUCUGGGCGAGGCGGACGCGUUGGGCCCCGAGGCGGAGGAGAGCAGGGCCCAGGAGCUGGACGUGAUCGCCCGCGGGAGCGCCCUGGAGAGCUUCACGGAGAGCCAGGAGGUGCGGGGGCUCGUCGGGGGCCUGGCGGCCGUGUGCGGGGACCGGACGGCUCGGGAAACGGCCGUGGAGAAGUUCAUAGUUAUAAUGGACAAGUACCAGGAGCAGCCUCACUUGUUGGAUUGCCACUUAGAAUGGAUGAUGAAUUUGUUGCUGGAUAUAAUACGGGAUAGUGCAUCUCCUUCCGAGCUAUUUCAUCUGGCUUUUAAGUUUCUUUACAUCAUUACAAAGGUGAGAGGAUACAAACGUUUCCUCCGAUUGUUUCCUCAUGAAGUUGGUGAUUUACAGCCUGUUUUGGAUAUGCUUGUGGACCAGAAUCCAAAAGACUGCGAGACUUGGGAAACUCGUUACAUGCUUUUAUUAUGGCUCUCCAUGAUAUGCUUAAUUCCUUUUGAUCUGGCCCGGUUUGAUGGAAAUACUGUUUCUGAAGAGCACGCUCGCAUGCCAACAAUGGAUCGCAUACUUAAAGUAGCAAAAUGUUACUUGGUUGUCAGCGAUAAGGCUCGAGAUGCAGCUGCUGUACUGGUUUCAAAAUUUAUUGUUCGCCCUGAUGUCAGGCAAAAAAGGAUGGCAGAUUUUCUGGACUGGACUCUUUCAAUGUUAUCUAAAUCCUCCUUUCAGACUAUGGAGGGGACUGUUGUUAUGAAUGGCAUGCUGCAGGCUCUGGCACAGUUAUUUAAACAUGGCAAAAGAGAAGACUGUUUACCUUAUGCUGCUACUGUACUUGAGUGUCUUGAUAACUGCAAGCUAUCAGAAAGUAAUCAGAUGGUUCUUCGCAAGCUAGGGAUGAAACUUGUUCAACGACUUGGACUGACAUUUGUGAAACCAAAGGUAGCGAAGUGGAGGUAUCAGCGUGGCUGUCGGUCUCUGGCUGCCAAUCUGCAAGCUAAGGGUUCAGUUACACAGAGUCAAAUGAUAAAUGUUGCUGCUAAUGAAGCUGAGGAUGAAGAGGCAUAUGACAUUCCAGGAGAGAUUGAAAACGUUGUAGAGCAAUUGUUGGUUGGGCUGAAAGACAAAGAUACUAUUGUCAGGUGGUCUGCAGCAAAAGGAAUUGGUAGAAUAACUGGAAGACUUCCAAAAGAAUUAGCAGAUGAUGUGGUUGGGUCUCUGUUGGAUUGUUUUAGUUUUCAGGAAACAGACAAUGCAUGGCAUGGUGGAUGCCUGGCUCUGGCUGAAUUAGGCAGAAGAGGAUUGUUACUCCCUUCCCGGAUCUCAGAUGUGGUUCCUGUCAUUUUGAAAGCUCUGACGUAUGAUGAGAAGAGGGGAUCAUGCAGCGUGGGUUCCAAUGUGAGAGAUGCAGCAUGCUAUGUGUGCUGGGCCUUUGCUCGUGCUUAUGAUCCCUCAGAACUGAUUCCUUUUAUUAACCAGAUUUCAAGUGCGUUGGUUAUUGCUGCAGUAUUUGAUCGUGAUGUUAAUUGCAGAAGAGCUGCUUCUGCUGCCUUCCAGGAGAAUGUUGGGAGACAGGGCACUUUUCCGCAUGGCAUAGACAUUUUAACUGCAGCUGAUUAUUUUGCUGUUGGUAACAGAGUUAACUGUUAUCUGACUAUCAGUGUGUAUAUUGCUGGUUUUCCUGAGUAUACACAACCAAUGAUCGAUCAUUUAGUUAACAUGAAGAUUAACCACUGGGAUAGUGUUAUUCGAGAACUUUCAACUAAGGCUCUGCAUAACCUUACUCCACGGGCUCCUGAAUACAUGGCAAAUGUGGUUUUGCCAAGACUGCUACCUUUAUCAGUGGGCACAGAUCUGCACACACGCCAUGGGGCAAUUCUUGCCUGUGCUGAGAUCACCCAUGCACUGUGUAAACUAGCAGAAGAGAAUAAUAGAUCUGUAACAUACUAUUUCAAUGAAAAAUCAUUGGAGGGACUGAAGCAAAUCCAUCAAGAGCUUUGCAGUCGACAGUUGUACAGGGGUUUAGGUGGAGAACUGAUGAGACCAGCUGUCUGCACUUUAAUUGAAAAGUUGUCACUAUCAAGAAUGCCAUUUAGAGGAGAUCCAAUAAUUGGGGGCUGGCAGUGGUUAAUAAAUGACAGUCUAAGAAGUCUCCCUCUUGUUUCAAGCACUGCACGACAGCAUAUAAAGGAAUCUGCAGUCUCUGCACUGGCUGCAUUGUGUAAUGAGUAUUACAUCAAUGAAAAGGGAGAAGCUGAUCCAGCUCUACAGGAUGAGCUGGUGACACGGUACAUUUCAGGACUACAAAACACUGAGGAAAUGAUUCGUUGUGGCUUUUCACUAGCUCUUGGGGCCCUUCCAAGAUUUCUGCUAAAGGGCAGGCUCCAACAGGUUUUGGAAGGUUUGAAAAAAGCUACCAUAAUUUCCCCUGAAGAUGUGAGCUUUGCACAAUCCAGAAGAGAUGCCCUAAUAGCAAUUGCAAAGGUUUGCCAGACAGUAGGCGUAAAGGGAGAAGGAUCUCAGGAAGAAUAUGUCUGCAAAGACAAUGUUACUCAGAUUUAUGCUACGCUACUUAAUGGUGUGACUGACUACACCACAGACAGCCGAGGAGAUGUUGGAGGAUGGGUACGUAAAGCUGCUAUGACAAGUUUAAUGGAAGUGACGCUUUUGCUGGUUCAGAAUGAAGCAGAGUUAAUUAAUGCCAACAUUUGCAAACAGAUUAUGUGCUGGCUGGCCCAACAAGCAGCUGAGAAAAUUGAUAAAUUUCGAGCUCAUGCAGGAUCUGUGUUCCUUACUCUUUUACAUUUUGACCGUCCUCCAGUUCCACACAUACCUCAUCGAGAAGAGCUAGAGAGGAUAUUUCCAAGGUCAGAGACAGAAACUCUAAACUGGAAUGCCUCAUCCGAAGCUUUCCCUCGAAUCACCCAGCUUUUGGGUUUGCCAACAUAUCAAUACUAUGUGCUUUUGGGUCUUUCAGUGUCUGUUGGUGGAUUAACAGAGACAACGCUCAGGUACUCUGCCCAGAGCCUUUUCGAGUACAUGAAGAAAAUCCAGAAUGAUUCCAGUGAUAUGGAGAGUUUUUGUGAAACAUUACUCAAGGUCUUUGAGGACAACCUGCGGAAUGACCGGGUGUCUGUACCUCUCCUGACAAUGCUGGACCAAAUGCUGGCAAACGGCUGUUUCGAUAUAUUUACCAUGCAAGGGAACCAUCCAUUUCCAGUGAAGCUAUUUACCCUUUGUAAAGAAGAGAUCAAAAGAUCCAAAGACAUCCGGAAACUUCGCUCCAGCAUAGGAGUGUUUUGUGGCCUGAUUCAAUUUGAAGGAGACAUGAGAGAGAAAGUUCUGUUUCAAUUGUUUCUCCUCCUUUGCCAUCCGUUUCCUGUAAUACGGAAAACAACAGCCAGUCAGGUUUAUGAAAUGUUGAUAACCUACAGUGAUAUAGUGGAUCCUGCCAUUAUGGACGAGGUUAUGACCAUACUCAGUGAUACCAACUGGGAAGCUGAACUAACAGUAGUAAGAGAGAAACGUAACCACCUCUGUGAUCUCAUGAAAGUGCCCAAACCACAGCUAGUAUCCAAGAGUUCAGCACAAUAAAGUUGCAGGCACUGACUGCUGCUUUGCAAACUGAAGCUCUUGGUUCAGGUGCCCUUAGGACUGAAAGAGUUUGUGCUGCGGCAUCUUGACAAACUGGAUUCUCAGCAUGAGCUGCGAAGUACACUGUUUAACAAAAAUAAGAGGCAGAGAUUAUGUCUUACAGCAUUGUGCAGAUAUGCCAUAGGAAGGCAACAAAGAUUCAUUAUGUUCUCCAUUUUUUAAAUUCAUUAUCUGUAGCCACCAGAUGGCAGUUUGUCUUCAUACUUCUGUCGCAAUUGACCUGUUGGGUUUUAGUGGUUUUUUUUUUUGUUUGUUUGUUUUUUUCUGUCAAUGAUUUACACUUCUACAGUUCUGAAUGGAGCCACCAUUCAACCUGUGCUUGCUGUACACACAUCAAGUAUUAAACCUGACUUGGCUGCACUCCUCUCUUAACUUUUUUUUUUUUCUUGAGAUAAGAAUGGCCAUGCUUAUUGAUACGUUACCUUCAGGAAAAUUUCAUUAUAGCUAUAGAUAAAUAUGGCAUUCUUACACCAAAGUCAAACAAAAAAUCCAGGUUUUGCUUCAGCUAACGUCAAAGCAUCAUCUAAUAGCUCUUCCUAUAACUAAAUAAAGCAAAUGUAGUAAAGUAGCUCUAGGGACUGAAACUUCAUUUUUUUCCUUGAAGAAUACAGAGGUGAAUCAGUACUUCAGGGAACUGCUAGGAAUUCAGAAUAUUCCUUAUUGACUACAAAAUGAAAUGGCUGUAACAUUUAUCUUUAAGACUACUGUGAUUGUAGGGCAAAUGCACAGGUAACAUGAUAUUGUAAUUACAUCAUGGUUUUUGUGUUUUUAGUUAAUCCUGCUAUCUCAGCCCUUCAAGUAGAAUAGCAAUUUAUAUAUAUAUAUACACAUCUAUGAACGUUUGAAAGUUAAAAUUCAGGAGGAAGAGCUAAAACCAAACCCCUUUCUCUGUGAAGUACCUGCUACAAACAGCAGCAAUUGUUUAAUGCGUCUCACUGUCUUGCUAUAAGAUUUUUUAUUAUUGAAGAAGAUGAUAAUGUAAUUUGUCAUGUAUAAUUUAACACUUUUUGAGUAUACAUGCAACCUGCACUGGCAGAUGAAAUUCAGGGCAGAUGGGUGUUGUUCUCUGACUAACUAUUAAACAAACGCACAGUCAGUGGCUGCAUGCACCGAAGGAGCCACUUGCAGGCAGUACUGCAGAAGUACUCACGAUCCCCUAGCCUAUGGUGUUAGGCAGUGUCAUUACUUUCCUUAUAGAAUGUACUAGAAAUGAUGAUACGUGUGCUACUUUUCACAGUCCUGAACUAGAGGCUGCCAUGCUUUAAUCUCAGUACUAGUAGCAGGCAGAGCUUUACCUCGCAAUGCACCAGCUGUUGCUCUCUGUAGCAGGGAAUAAGCCAAUAGCAGGGAACAGUUGAGGGCCCCAAACAGUGUUUGACAGAACACUCUUUACAUGUCCGUUGGUUAUAGGCUUUGCUUGGUGCAUUUUUAAGCCUUCCCUAUGGUAACAGUCCUCUUGUAGUCUUAUGGCCUGUAUUUGAUGAUUACUUGAAUUAGAAAUACAAUUCAACAAUCAAACUGAGUUUGGUAGACAAGUGUUGUGCAAUAGUACAAUGAGUAAAUACCAUUAUCAAUGGCAUAACUAGGAGGUCCCUUAAAAGGGAGUUACUCAGAGCAAGGAUUAAAUUAAUGAGGCACAGAUUACCAAAAACGAUCUAAAUCUCUGAACACUUUGGUCUUCCUACACACACACACACACAUACAGAAUAACACACAGAGCUUCAAUGUCACUGCCUUACCUUGGUUUUUAGUUAAAAUGAUAAUAAUCCACACCUUCCUUCAAGUUCAGCAUAUUCAAGUUUGUUUCGAAUGCUCCUCCUGUCAAAUCCUACGGGGCGGGGGAAAAAUCAACCAGACAAAUUUAUUUCAGGUUGUAACAGCUUUUGGUAAUUUGUUUUUUUUUUCAGCCCACAGACAGAAAGUCCAAUUUGCAGAGCUAAACAUAAAUAAAACAAGGCUUAGAAAUGUUUCCAUUCAAAAAUUAAGUUUACGGUAAGAAAGUAGUGUUCAUGUUAGUAUCUUUGGGUGUGUGUAGGGGGAUGUUAGACAACUCAUUCCAAUGCAGUCAAGAACACAGGGAACUACACUGAGAGAGCAAUGGAGAUAAACAUCUGCAACUCUGGCAUAUUUUGUUUUCCAAUUUGCAGAGAACGGACCAAGGGAAUGAGGUUGCCAAAACAGUGAUUUUGUAGAUUUUGAACAAUGAUUAGCCUGGCUGAUGAAACAAACCUUUCAUCAAGCGACUGAAAUACUUUGCGUAGGUAAAGGUAUUUCCUUUUAAGCUGCUGUUGCAUUAGCUGAACAGGAGCCUGGUAGGUUUGCUCCAUGAGUCAUUUUUGAAGGCAGUGAAAUAGACCCUAACACGAAUGUGAUGUCAUUACAAGACAUGUCAACGUCAGCGUUUCUGAGUAUUUCUACAUUGGCCUCCUCUACUGGCUUCCUCCUUAAGUCUACUCCAGGAAUGUCACAAAAAAUGAAUUAACUAUAGCUGUAGGUAAACAAAUUUACUUCAGUGUUCUUUUGGUUGGUUCAGAGCUGCCAUAUUGAAGUUGUAACAAGGCACACCAGGAAGUUAUGAAAACAGAACCCAACC
This is a messenger RNA of Cygnus olor (mute swan), 6398 nucleotides long. RefSeq names its product tubulin folding cofactor D (gene TBCD). The coding region runs from base 152 to 3745 and encodes 1197 amino acids. The transcript has 40 exons. Gene Ontology annotation, molecular function: GTPase activator activity; beta-tubulin binding. Lineage: Eukaryota; Metazoa; Chordata; Aves; Anseriformes; Anatidae. Gene Ontology annotation, cellular component: lateral plasma membrane. Gene Ontology annotation, biological process: tubulin complex assembly; microtubule cytoskeleton organization; post-chaperonin tubulin folding pathway. The record is from RefSeq and is a predicted model, not a curated record.